Molecule: messenger RNA, 1630 nt
Organism: Lutzomyia longipalpis
Lineage: Eukaryota; Metazoa; Arthropoda; Insecta; Diptera; Psychodidae
Product: serine protease gd-like
Exons: 2
Coding region: 178-1608 (476 amino acids)
Biological process (GO): proteolysis
Molecular function (GO): serine-type endopeptidase activity
Source: RefSeq, a predicted model, not a curated record
UUAAAUUCAAACUGGUUGGGGAAGUUUAUUAAAGUUUUUUUUUUUCAACCUGCUCACCACAUUUACCUUGCUAAAAUUCCACAGUCAGGGAGACUUAAUCAGUGGGGAAGCUCAUCAGUAGAGUUUUGUGUGAUCAUGGAGCCACCAGUUGUAUAAUUUUCUUAUAAUUCCUCAAUAAUGUCCAAUUCAAUGUAUUUGUUACAAAUUUUUGUGAUUCUAAGUAUUGUUUGUACUGUGAUUUCUCAAAGAUACGAUGUGUGCGAAGAUUCAGGAUUAAGAUAUGUGUACAUAAAUGAAGAAUUGGAAUGGGCUGGUCUUGGAUGGGCAUGGACAUCAGAAACACUCAGAAGACACAAUGUAACGAUAGAAAUAGUGUUCGCAACAGUGAAGCCAUCAGAUCCCAAUAAUUUGGGAUCUAUCAAAAUACUAGCUUUCGUUCCAACCCUGAAUGAUAUAGAUGAACUCAGAUGGAAUAUGGCGUACGAAUGGAUAUUCCCAACACAGAAUCCACUACCGGAUGUACUAGAUAUAAUAUGGAAUGGUGAUAGUAUAUGUAAUAGUACUGGUAAGUUAGGCAAAUCUUGCAUUCUACAGUUUUCUAUUAGUAGAUUAGUUUUUAUAAUUUAUUUAGCUGUGAGAACUCCUGAGAAACCUUAUGUAGUAAGAGUACAGGCAGUCUACAAUGAUUACACAAAGGAAAGAUCGUUUUCUGCUGAAAUUGUUGAAUCCCCAGAAACUACAACAACUCCUGCUCCAAUAUCUCUAUAUGUAAAUGAUGAUGAUAGUGAAACUGUGGGAUGUGGUAGAGUAGAUACAUCGAAUAUUUAUGUGCCAUUAGUUUUGGAAGGACAGACUAUAGAAAGAGGACAGUGGCCAUGGUUGGUCUCAGUUUACUCUUAUUCAAAUCUGAAAUUAGGAUUCCAAUGCGGAGCUACACUCAUCUCCAAUAAAUUAGUUGUAACGGCUGCUCAUUGCUUCUUCGAUGUCAACAACCGACAAGUAAAUUCUGAAGAUGUUCUUAUCAUCCUAGGACAGUAUAACCUUAAAAGACCCAAAGAUGAAAGAACAAAAAUCGUAUACCCGGAAAGCGUCAACAUACACCCAAAAUAUAAGAAGCACAACAAAAUUCACUCAGACAUUGCAGUUGUUGUUAUACCUGAGCGCGUUCGUUUUACAACGUACAUCAGGCCUGCUUGCCUCUGGAAGGGUCCUGAAACGAAAACUAGUCUUGUUGGGAAGACGGGAUUUAUUGCCGGGUGGGGUCGUGAUGAAAAUGGAAACUUCUUCACGGAACUUCCGAAACAAAGUGAGAUUCCUGUGGUUUCAGACGAAACCUGCUUACGCUCUAAUGAAGCUUUUGUCAGAAUUACUUCGGAGGUGACUUUUUGCGCUGGAUGGCGCAAUGGGACGGAAGGUCCUUGUAAUGGUGACUCGGGAGGACCUCUUGUUUUUGAAAAGGAUGGUCGUUGGACUCUUAGAGGAGUUGUUUCAACAUCCUUACUCACUGAUGGCAGCAAUACCUGCAAUCUCAAUGAAUACGUCGUCUUCACAGAUGUGUCACAAUUUACAGAUUGGAUUACUUCUUUUGAUACAGAUUAUUCAUAUUAGAUGAUAUAAAAUAGCUAUCUGG